AUGGAGAACAGUACAGAGGUGACUGAAUUCAUUUUUGUAGGGAUAACUGAUGAACCAGAACUGCAGCUCCCACUCUUCUUCAUAUUCACCCUCAUUUAUCUCAUCACUCUGUUUGGGAACUUGGGGAUGAUCGUGUUGAUCCUCGUGGACUCUCAUCUGCACACACCCAUGUACUUGUUCCUCAGUAACCUCUCACUGGCGGACUUAUGUUACUCUACAGAUGUGACUCCCAAAAUGAUGUCCCAACUCCUUAUUGGAAGCAAUGUCAUUUCCUACAAUGCAUGUGCUACUCAACUGUUCCUUCUUGCACUCUUUCUCACUGUAGAAAAUUUUCUCUUGGCUGCAAUGGCCUUUGACCGCUAUGCAGCUGUGUGCAAACCCCUCCAUUAUGCCACUAUCAUGACCACAGACAUGUGUGAGUAUCUGAUAAUAGGUUGCUAUAUCCUUAGUGUCUUGACUGCCUCCAUCCAUACUGGGAACAUAUUCAGCCUGUCUUUCUGUAGAUCCAAUGUGAUUAAUCACUUUUUCUGUGAUGGUCCUCCUGUGCUGGCUCUCUCCUGCUCAGACAUCCACAGAAGUGAGUUGGUUUUAUUUAUUUUUGUGGGCAUCAAUGUUAUCUUUUCUAAUGUGGUCAUCUUGGUCUCUUACCUGUUUAUAUUUAUCACCAUUCUGAGGAUGCACUCCUCUGAAGGACAUCAGAAGGCCUUUUCCACCUGUGCUUCCCACCUCACCACCAUCUCCAUCUUCUAUGGGACUGGCAUCUUCAUGUACUUAGAAUCAAACUCCAGCCAUUCUAUGGGCAGUGACAAAAUGGCAUCUAUAUUCUAUGCCAUCAUCAUCCCCAUGCUGAAUCCACUGGUGUACAGCCUGAGGAACAAAGAGGUUAAGAGCGCCUUUAAAAGAACUGUGGGAAAGGCCAAGUCUUCCAUAGGGCUCAUAUUUCUACAUGUAUAG
This is a messenger RNA of Talpa occidentalis (Iberian mole), 954 nucleotides long. RefSeq names its product olfactory receptor 5B12-like. NCBI's taxonomy places the organism in Eukaryota, Metazoa, Chordata, Mammalia, Eulipotyphla, Talpidae. The record is from RefSeq and is a predicted model, not a curated record. The transcript has a single exon. The coding region runs from base 1 to 954 and encodes 317 amino acids. Gene Ontology annotation, molecular function: odorant binding; olfactory receptor activity; G protein-coupled receptor activity. Gene Ontology annotation, biological process: sensory perception of smell; G protein-coupled receptor signaling pathway. Gene Ontology annotation, cellular component: membrane.